UGUAAUUUUUCGAAUAAGUGUAUUUUUUGUCAGAUUAACUAUGGAACACACAUUUAAAGAAAUAGGAUCUCUCCUCAAAGAUGGACCAAUAAAUGGCAAAGAGAGUUUGUUUUUAGAAAUUUUUGAUAUAAUUUUGAGCUGCACAAGCCAGGAGGAAGCCAAAGAACAUUUCUCCAGUGAGUUUUUAUCAUCCAUCCUUAAGUUUUCUGACUGGAAUUUGGAAUACAAAAGUAUAAUUUACAAGAUCUUCAUUAAUAUCUUCUCAGAAGAGGAUUUGAAUGACCAUCUUUCUGAAAGCAAGGUGAUUAUUGAUCUGUUUGAUUUAUCUCUAAGUGACAUUACCAAUAAAAACAGUAUACAUGCUGAUUCCGCUUCGAUGCUGCUUUCCAACAUCACUCGAUGCCAUAAUAGCUGUAAACGGAUUUCAGAUUGUGAAUGCCCACUAUCCCAAACAUUACAUAAACUAGUUGCAGCAUUUACAAUAGUAGGUUACAAUAUAUCGUGCUCAUUGGAUCAACUAGCAAUGGUGCUAUGCAACCUCAGCCAGUUAACAGAUGUUAGAAAAAUCAUGACUCAAUCUGACCAUUGCAUGUUACAGAAACUUGUUCCUUUCAUGAAUCAUGAAAGCAAUGUUCGACGUAGAGGGAUUAUUGGUGUAGUACACAAUUGUGCUUUUGAUUCGAGUGUCCACGACUGGCUGCUAAGUAUAGACGUUGAUAUCUUACCAAGACUUCUUCUUCCAUUGGCAGGCCCUGAGCAAUUUGAUGAUGAAGACAAUGACAAAUUGCCAAUUGAACUGCAGUACCUUCCUGACACUAAAACUCGUGAACCUGAUCCAGAAAUUCGGAAACAAAUUUUAGAAACAUUGAAUCAACUUUGUGCAACAAGAUCUGGCCGGCAGUUUUUAAGGGAUCACAACUCUUACAUUAUUCUGCGAGAACUGCACAAAUGGGAAGAAGACACCUCUGCUCUCUUGGCUUGUGAAAAUGUUGUAGAUAUUCUUAUCCGAACUGAGGAUGAAAUUGGAAUCGAUCAUCUAAAAUCUGUUGAAAUACCUUCGGACUUGCAAGAAAAGUUUAAAAAUCUUAGUUCUGAUUAAAUUUGAUUUUAAAAAUCUAAAUUAAUAUUUUGUACAUAAUGAUAAUAUAAGUUAUUUUAUUAUUGUUUAGUAGGCUAAUACAUAGUCUACUUGUAACUAUACAAGUAAAGCAAACCUUUUAAAGUAAAAAAAGUACUUUUCGCUUAAUUUUCCUAUAUCCAGAUAGUCUAAACAUGUGUGGAUGUAUCCUGUUAUGUUUCAAAUGUAUUAAGACCCACAACAAUUGAUUAUAGUUUUGUUACAAUC
This is a messenger RNA of Homalodisca vitripennis (glassy-winged sharpshooter), 1345 nucleotides long. Its product is annotated as protein HGH1 homolog. The transcript has a single exon. The record is from RefSeq and is a predicted model, not a curated record. NCBI's taxonomy places the organism in Eukaryota, Metazoa, Arthropoda, Insecta, Hemiptera, Cicadellidae. The coding region runs from base 41 to 1099 and encodes 352 amino acids.